Molecule: messenger RNA, 1479 nt
Organism: Dovyalis caffra
Lineage: Eukaryota; Viridiplantae; Streptophyta; Magnoliopsida; Malpighiales; Salicaceae
Source: the annotation of a GenBank genome assembly
AUGGCUACGUUUCUUCUACUUCCACACUACAAUCCCUCAACCCCACAAUUUCCUAAACCCAAACAACCACCAUUUUUUCAUAAAAAUGCUAUUUGUCAUCCAUUAAUAAAGCUAAAACCACCAAAAGUAUCAACCACAAAUGGAGCUGUUGACUCCUCAACUCCUUCUCGCCGUGGCCGGAAAAAGAAACUGGAUACAGCUUCAUCUUCAAAUUCCGCUACUACUACAGCAACAACUAAGAGAAGCACCAAACGCUCAAAGAAAGCUGAAGCUGAAAAUGCGACAAAUAGUGAUACACAACUGUUAGACAGUGAAGAUGUGGAUGUUUAUGAUGAUGGGAUUGAUUUUCCUUACGAUUAUCCACCGUUGGUUUGCUGUUUCGGUGCGGCGCAGAAGGAAUUUGUACCUACGGUGAGGGUGCACGAUAAUCCGAUGCACCCGGAUAUGUAUUCACAAUGGAAAAUGCUGCAAUGGGAUCCACCUGAGUUCGCGAGGGCCCUAGGUGGGCCAGUGUCCAAUGUGGCGAUAGCGCAUGUGAGGCUUGGUGGGAGGGCAGCUUUUAUGGGGAAAGUUGGAGAUGAUGAUUUGGGAGAGGAGUUGGUGUUGACGAUGAAUAAGGAGAGAGUGCAGACGCGGGCGGUGAAGUUUGAUGAGAAUGUGAAAACGGCAUGUAGUUUUAUGAAGGUUAAGUUUGGUGAUGAUGGAAAAAUGAGGAUGGAGAUGGUUAAGGAGGCUGCUGAGGAUUCGUUACUUGGCUCUGAAUUGAACCUCUCUGUGCUUAAAGAGGCUAGGAUGUUCCAUUUCAAUUCGGAAGCUCUAACAUCACCGUCCCUGCAAUCGGCACUUUUUAAAGCAAUCAAACUGUCUAAGAAGUUUGGAGGGCUUAUAUUUUUUGAUUUGAAUUUGCCACUGCCUUUGUGGAGAUCACGCGAUGAGACAAGGGAAGUUAUCAGAAAAGCUAUGAGCGAAGCGGAUUUUAUUGAGGUAUCACGAACAGAGCUGGAAUUUCUCUUAGAUGAAAAGUAUUAUGAGAGGAAAAGGGAUUACAAGCCACAAUACUAUGCUGAAAGUUAUGAGCAAACCAAGGAUCGGCGAAAUUGCUAUCACUAUACCCGUGAGGAAAUCUCUCCACUGUGGCAUGAUGGACUUAAGUUUUUGUUUGUUACUGAUGGAACACUUGAGAUUCAUUACUAUGGCCCCAAGUUUGAUGGGAAAGUGACUGGAACCGAAGAUGUGCUAAUAACCCCAUUCACUUGUGAUAGGACUGGAUCUGGUGAUGCUGUUGUGGCUGCUCUUAUGAGGAAGCUUACUACUUGCCCCGAGAUGUUUGAAGAUCAAGAUUUUUUGGAGAGGCAGCUUCGGUUUGCAGUUGCAGCAGGAAUUAUAUCACAAUGGACAAUAGGUGCAGUAAAAGGUUUUCCUACUGAAAGUGCAACACAAAACCUGAAAGAACAGGUUUAUGUACCUUCAAUGUGGUAG